This is a messenger RNA of Choloepus didactylus (southern two-toed sloth), 5555 nucleotides long. It is a transcript of the gene ARHGEF5, whose product is annotated as Rho guanine nucleotide exchange factor 5. The coding region runs from base 141 to 5000 and encodes 1619 amino acids. Gene Ontology annotation, biological process: intracellular signal transduction; activation of GTPase activity. Lineage: Eukaryota; Metazoa; Chordata; Mammalia; Pilosa; Megalonychidae. The transcript has 15 exons. Gene Ontology annotation, cellular component: cytoplasm; nucleus. Gene Ontology annotation, molecular function: protein binding; guanyl-nucleotide exchange factor activity. The record is from RefSeq and is a predicted model, not a curated record.
CCGGGGAGGGGCGGGCCGCAGGUGGGGCGGCUGCCGCGGCCGAGGCCUGCGCUGGGGACAGCAGGCCGGGCCGGCGCCGGGAACCCGGACGGGACUCUUGGGCCGGGACAGUAUGUGACACCGACCAGGAUCCAGCCCCAAUGGAGGCUGAGGAGCCCCAACAUAAAGCUUCUACCCCCAUCCCAGGAUUGGGAUUUAUUUUGAUCCCUGAAGCGCUCAUGAGGAGCAGCCAGAGUCCUGCCUUGGGGCCUAAAGCUCAAGAGAGCCAGGACUCAUCCUACAAGUGGGCAGAGGGAUGCAGACUGUCAGAGGCCCAGCAAAGAAACUCAAUGGAUGUGAGUGACUAUGUAACUGAGAGCAAGCCCUCUUUCCCCAAGGAAGACCCUGAAAAUGUGGGGACCAACCAGGAAAACCCUGUGGCUGAGGUGUGUGACACUCCUGAACUCAGGGAAGCAAUGCCCCAGAGCCUACCAGACAGCCACACAAGAACACUACAUCCCCUAGAGCUCUGGGCCUGCCCUGACUUUGGGGAAAGCCUAGAUAUGGUCCCAAUUUUCAAUGAACUGGGCAGCGGAGUGGAGGCAGAUUUUAGGCCAGAACUACUUUCUUUGACAUUGGGAGCUGGACAGGCAGAGAAGGAAGAAACAUCUUCAGACAGCUCUACUCAAAUCAGAUUUCAGCCUCCCUGUGAAGAGGACUUUACAGAGACCACCCAGCUCCAGGACUCUGAAAGUGGAACUGUCAGUCAUGAGGAAGAGCUGAAGUCUAAGGAGAUGCAGGAAAGUCAUGGGCAAGAAGGGCUCAUGUGUCCCCAGGGGGCUCAUGGUUUGGAGGAGCAAGGGCAGCAGGAAGAGGAAUUUCAGGGAGAAGGAACUUUGGGGGAGGGGAUUUGUUUUGAUGGCCUUUUGGGGGAGCUGGAACAGACGCCAGAGCAGAUUCACUGUAAAAAGGGAGAACAGAGACAAAAACAGGAACAGGUACAAGAUUAUGUGAUUGGAGAACAAGGAGAAAGAGAGAGGCUUAAUGGGGAAUUGGGACAUCUGAAUUAUAGUGAGUGGGGUCAAGAGGAUAGGGAGUGGGGGACUGAGGGUCAUGGGGCUACGGGAGAUCUAGAACAGGGGGAACAGAAGAAGAGGGAGUUAAGGAAGCAAGAAGAGAGCAAGGCAGAUACUCAGUAUGAUGAGAACCAAAGCUUAGUGCAAAAAUCAGAGAAGGUGACUGGAAAGCAAGAAGAAGAUCGGGGUUUAAAGGGGACACUCAUACCAGCAGAGGAGCAGGAGGAAGAAGCAGGGUCAAGUGAGGAAGAACCAGCAAAUCAGAAUGGGAAAGGGCUGGGAGCAGUGGGAGAGGAGAGGAGUGUAGAAGAGAAGAAAGAAUAUGAUGGUCCUUCAACACUGGCUCAGAUAGCUCCUGGUAUCUCUUCUCCCUGUAACUCAUUUCCAGAGACCUCUUGUCCCAUAAGCAAGAUUUUUGGAACUCAGGCCAAACCUAGGGCUGGAGAACUACUCCCUAUAACUCUGACUCCUAGACUGGAGACAGGAUGGUCCCACCAGCCCAUUUCUCCACCUAGCUCAUUUUCUGCUGCUGAAUUACCUGUCAAAGAAACAACUCAGGACAGUCAGCAGGAGAGACCUAAGCUGGGAAGGGGGACAGUGUCCAUACAGGGAGCCAGGGAAGUCUCUGCUAAUUCAUCUGUGACUCCUCCAAGGACACAGGAUUCUGCUCCUUCCAGUCCUGCUCAUGUCUCCCCCAGCACAACUGCCUCAACACCUGCCAGCCCCCCAGUCGUCUUUCAUGGGAAGGAGACCUUCCUUGCUGUGUGCCCUCCUGAAACCUUCAGAGCCUCUCUCUCAAUCAACAACCCAUCUCUCAGUGGGGCUUCUGAGACUUCCCCGGCUCUCCUCCAUGGCUUCCCCUCUGUAGAGGCUGCCAUGGACUCAUGUGCCAACCCUGAUUGGGUCAGCCCUCAGAGUCCUAUAGCCAGCUCAACAGGGGCUGUCCAACAUCUUAGAAGCAAUUCCUUCCCAGGCUCUCACAGGACAGAACAGACUCCGGACCUGGCAGGAACGUCCCUUUCUUUCUUCCAUUCAGAGUUGCCUGAAAGACCCCCCAAACCUGCCAUCUAUGGGUCUGUGAUCCCAAGAAGGGACAGGAGAAGUGGUAGGGGCUGUAGCAGUAUUCCAGAAUCCAAUACUGUAUCAUCAGCUCUGAGGCAAGACUCUCAGGAAUUCACCUCAAAUCUAGAGAUACCUGGCAGUCCACACAGCAGCCAGCCUUGGGGGUCCCCACAUAAUUCAGCCUUUGCCUCAGCCUCUCCUACCUAUGACUCUUCCCCCUCCUUUGUCUCUGUGGAUAUGAGGACCCAUGAACCUCCAGCCCCUCCUCCCCUAGAGAGGAGGCACAUUCACCCUUCCAUAGUGGAGAGAGAUGGCCAUCUUCUUGCAGUAGUCCCCACACUGAAGAGGCAUAGCCAUCCUCCUCCAUUAAGCGUAGGUAGAAGGCUAUAUGGCCCCCCUAAAGGCCCACUUCCUCAAGUUCCUGACCCCCUUGUAGCAAGGCAGCACCGACCUCUGCCCUCUACUCCAGACAUGCCCCACCAUACUCAGACCUCUUUCUCCCCUAGGCUGAGAUAUAACAAGCCAUUACCCCCAACUCCUGAUUUGCCCCUGCCCCACCAGUCUCCCAUUUCUUCCUCCAGUAACCCAAGGAUUUAUAAACCUUUACCCCCUGUCCCCAUCAUGGACCCUACAACUGAACCACCCCCAUUACCCCCGAAGACCAGGGGGAGGAGCAAGAGCACUCAGAGGGGACUCAUGAACUCAGGGGGUCACGCCAAACCAACACCUAUUUGUCAGGAAUGGACAGUCUCGACUCCCCCCUCUGCAGGACGUACCUCUUGGCCUCCUGCCAUAGGCAGAUCAACAGACACUUUGGCUUCUACCAGUAGGAGUAAGAGUGAAGUGUCCCCUGGCAUGGCUUUCAGCAAUAUAACAAACCUUCUAAGUCCCUCUUCCCCAACCACUCCCUGGACUGUGGAACUCCAAGGACCUACCUCCAAAGAUGAAUCAAGGCCCUUAGAAGAGUCUGAGGCCCCUGUCAGAGGAACUUUGAGAAGAACAGCCCCUCCUGAAGUAGCCUCUGGCCCAAGGAGGUCAGAUCUAGGCCUAGCAAAGCAGUUAGAAAGUCCCAGCCAUCCCCAUCUAGAGAAAGCAUCCAGCUGGCCUCACAGGCGGGACCCAGGGAUAGUACCAGAGGGCAGCAGUGGACAUGACGUGGUCCCUGGUGAGGGGCCCAGCAAGAACAAGGGCUGGAACCGGCAAGGCCUACGCAGACCUUCCAUCUUGCCUGAGGGCUCUUCAGAUAUGAGAAGUUCAACCAUAGUAAGAUCCCCUGGCCCCUCAGACACCAUCGUUUUUCGGGAGAAAAAACCAAAGGAGGUGACGGGAGGCUUUUCAAGACGCUGCUCGAAGCUCAUCAAUUCCUCCCAGCUGCUUUACCAGGAGUACAGUGAUGUGGUCCUGAACAAGGAGAUUCAGAGCCAGCAGUUGCUGGACAGCGUGGCAGAAGCACCUGGGCCCAUCUCCCCCUGGCAGCCCCGAAAGGCCCUGGUCUCCUCAGAGUCUUACCUGCAACGCCUCUCCAUGGCCUCCAGUGGCUCCCUCUGGCAGGAGAUCCCUGUGGUGCGCAAUAGCACUGUGCUGCUCUCCAUGACCCAUGAAGACCAAAAGCUGCAGGAGGCCAAAUUUGAGCUGAUCGUGUCAGAGGCCUCAUACCUACGCAGUCUACAAAUAGCUGUGGAUCACUUCCAACUUUCUACCCAGCUCCGGUCCACUCUUUCCAACCAGGACCACCAGUGGCUGUUCUCCCGUUUACAGGACGUGCGCAACGUCAGUACCACGUUCCUUUCUGACCUGGAAGAAAACUUUGAGAACAACAUCUUCACCUUCCAAGUGUGUGAUGUAGUGCUGAACCACGCCCCCAACUUCCGCCGGGUCUACCUGCCUUACGUCACCAACCAGACCUACCAGGAACGCACCUUCCAAAGCCUACUGAAUAGCAACAGCAAUUUCCGAGAGGUCCUGGAGAAGCUGGAGAGUGACCCUAUUUGCCAACGCCUUUCACUGAAAUCCUUUCUGAUUCUGCCCUUCCAGCGCAUCACUCGUCUCAAACUGCUGCUCCAGAACAUUCUGAAGAGAACACAGCCUGGCUCUUCUGAGGAAGCAGAGGCCACAAAGGCACACCACGCCCUGGAGGAGCUGAUCCGAGAUUGCAAUAAUAAUGUCCAGAGAAUGCGACGGACUGAGGAACUGAUCUACCUAAGCCAGAAGAUUGAGUUUGAGUGCAAAAUAUUCCCACUAAUUUCACAGUCACGCUGGCUGGUGAAGAGUGGAGAGCUCACAGCUCUGGAGUUCAGUGCCUCCCCAGGCCUGCGAAGGAAAUUGAGCACUCGUCCAGUCCACCUACACCUCUUUAAUGAUUGUCUGUUGCUGUCUCGGCCCCGAGAGGGUAACCGAUUCCUGGUAUUUGACCAUGCUCCUUUUUCCUCUGUCCGAGGAGAAAAGUGUGAAAUGAAGCUACAUGGACCUCACAAAAACCUCUUCCGCCUCUUUCUACGGCGCAACGCACAGGGCACCCAAGCUGAAUUCCUCUUCCGCACUGAGACUCAAAGUGAAAAGCUUCGAUGGAUCUCAGCCUUGGUAUUGCCGAGAGAGGAGUUAGACCUUCUGGAGUGUUACGACUCCCCACAAGUACAGUGCUUACGAGCCUACAAACCACGAGAGAAUGAUGAGUUGGCACUAGAGAAGGCUGAUGUGGUGAUGGUGACACAGCAAAGCAGUGAUGGCUGGCUGGAGGGCGUGAGACUCUCAGAUGGGGAGCGAGGUUGGUUCCCUUUGCAACAAGUGGAGUUCAUUUCCAACCAAGAGGUCUGUGCACGGAACUUGAAGGAGGCACAGCGAGUCAAGACUGCCAAACUACAGCUGGUGGAACAACAGACCUAGCUGUUCUCUGGGGGUAUCCCCCUGAGGUUAAGGACAAGAUGUUCCUGGAGAGAGGGCUGGCCCCAGCACCCUGAAACAGAGGCCUUCUGUAUCCCAAGAACUAAGCCUUCUGAGAGUCUGAGAAUGAAAUCCAGCUAACCCAAGUUGUUAGUCCUAAGCCUCCUUUUUUGUGCUUUGUGCUUGGUUGGGGGGAUUUUGAGGGACUUUGCAGUGGACUCUGGGAACUUUUCUUAUAGGAAAGAGGACCAGUGGGGCCUGAGCCAAGGAACUUUAACUUCUACUACCAUAUAGUGCUUAAACAUUCUCUGCUUCUACAAUGCAGAUUCAGAGCUGGCCAGAGUUUCUGUCAUGGCCAUAUGUUAAACAGAUGUUCAAGGGGUAGUAACACAUCAGAUGGGAAGAUCAACCUGGUGACCUCUAAGGUAUCUUCCAACCCUAGAGAUUCUCCAUAAUUGUUGGUGUGAGGUCAGUACAUGUAUCUCUGGGAAUCUAUGUAUAUCGGUGGCAAUGUGAGGGUCAUGUUCUCUCACGCUAAUAAACUUGGCACUUCUCUAA